Molecule: messenger RNA, 1125 nt
Organism: Gorilla gorilla gorilla (western lowland gorilla)
Lineage: Eukaryota; Metazoa; Chordata; Mammalia; Primates; Hominidae
Gene: TMEM53
Product: transmembrane protein 53
Exons: 3
Coding region: 229-1062 (277 amino acids)
Source: RefSeq, a predicted model, not a curated record
GGGGCGGGGCAUGGUUGCUAGGGCCGAGCUAGUGGGGUGAGGCGAGAGGCUCUGGAAGAGACUCGGUGGUUGCUAAGGCGGGAGGUCACAGAGCGCGGCGCAGGGAUUGGGCCGUGUUGGGGGAGGUGUGUGGUGAUUGGGCGGCGCCCAGGAGGCGCCCGGGUGAGGCACGGGUGCGCAAGCGGGAGUUCCGGCUGGAGACCCGUGCUCUGGGCCGGCGCCUUCACCAUGGCCUCGGCAGAGCUGGACUACACCAUCGAGAUCCCGGAUCAGCCCUGCUGGAGCCAGAAGAACAGCCCCAGCCCAGGUGGGAAGGAGGCAGAAACUCGGCAGCCUGUGGUGAUUCUCUUGGGCUGGGGUGGCUGCAAGGACAAGAACCUUGCCAAGUACAGUGCCAUCUACCACAAAAGGGGCUGCAUCGUAAUCCGAUACACAGCCCCGUGGCACAUGGUCUUCUUCUCCGAGUCACUGGGUAUCCCUUCACUUCGUGUUUUGGCCCAGAAGCUGCUCGAGCUGCUCUUUGAUUAUGAGAUUGAGAAGGAGCCCCUGCUCUUCCAUGUCUUCAGCAACGGUGGCGUCAUGCUGUACCGCUACGUGCUGGAGCUCCUGCAGACCCGUCGCUUCUGCCACCUGCGUGUGGUGGGCACCAUCUUUGACAGCGCUCCUGGUGACAGCAACCUGGUAGGGGCUCUGCGGGCCCUGGCAGCCAUCCUGGAGCGCCGGGCCGCCAUGCUGCGCCUGUUGCUGCUGGUGGCCUUUGCCCUGGUGGUUGUCCUGUUCCACGUCCUGCUUGCUCCCAUCACAGCCCUCUUCCACACCCACUUCUAUGACAGGCUACAGGACGCGGGCUCUCGCUGGCCCGAGCUCUACCUCUACUCGAGGGCUGACGAAGUAGUCCUGGCCAGAGACAUAGAACGCAUGGUGGAGGCACGCCUGGCACGCCGGGUCCUGGCGCGUUCUGUGGAUUUCGUGUCAUCUGCACACGUCAGCCACCUCCGUGACUACCCUACUUACUACACAAGCCUCUGUGUUGACUUCAUGCGCAACUGCGUCCGCUGCUGAGGCCAUUGCUCCAUCUCGCCUCUGCUCCAGAAAUAAAUGCCUGACACCUCCCCACAACCUGCA